UCCUCCAUUAGCAAAUUUGACCUCGUCAAUUCGUUGAUUAUGAAUUUUAGAAUAAACGAUAGACGAUGAAGUUCAAUAUAAACUUCUUUAUAUAAAAGAAAACUUAGUUAUAGUGAGACGUUACAAUUCGGAAAAUAUGUACACUAUAUAACAGAUCGGAACAAAAAUAUUUGCUCAUAAAGUGGCUUAUCAAAAAUGUUUGUGCGCGUUUAGACACGUAUAUUCACAUUCAUAUUAAACGUUAGCUGUUCGUCUCGCACUUUCACAUCCGCGGGAGCGGAUAUCCAUCCCAGACAGGAUCACAAUGACAUCAAAUGGCAGCCGGGUAAAGUCACAGUGACGUCAGAAUGACGACUGACAAAACUUACUCUUCGAUCGUUUCCUCGUCAUUUCCCACGUCAUUCCGACGUUAUCGCUUUACCUGGGUAUCGGUCCAUUCGCACAGCAUCGAUCUACAUAUGUGCGGGACACCCUUUCCCUCGAACGCACCCUCACUCGCGCUAUUCGCGACCUGUGAUGAGAGCGCAGAGAAAGAGAGAGGGGGAAUGAGAGACUCUUUACUUGGGAGGCGUCCCUCACCGCCAGGUUCUAAGGCAAGGUAAAACGCGCUGAUGAGGCAAGGUAAGACGGGACAAGACAAGGCAAGACGAGACACAGCAAGGUAAGGUAAGGCACGGCACGGCACGGUAAGGGAGUCGCCCCUCUACUCGUGCCUACCGGGGUCCCAACGCCGUUCAAGAAUCAUCUUAUUAGACCCACACUAUAUAAAGGCAACGUGCCAGCAUGCCGAGCAGUUACGUACUGACUUGAUUCACAGUCGUGCGUCGUGCAGAGUGCAACACGUUGCGAGCGAUUAUCAUCACGCACAGCCUUGCGCGUCCUCCGGAGGAUCGUCUCGUUGUUGUUCCUGCUGAGCGAGUCAGCGCAGUUCUCAGCACGUCGACCUGCGUCAUUUAACAUUGCAGCAAAAUGUAUUAUUUGCAGUUGGCUGUGCUCUGUGUGACGAUGGUGAGUGUUAUCGGCGAUUUACCACCGGGUACCCAGCGCAACACGUAUCUGCCGCCCAAGCCGACGCCUGGCGGCUACAAAUACCCGGUACCGACAGUGACGUUCCCUACAGGUUCGACGCAGACGUUCCCUCCGCAUACGUACCCUACGCGUCCAACGAUCCCUCCACGUACCCCGACGUACCCGACGCAUCCGACCUUCCCAACGCAGGGCACUUAUCCCACCAGACCCACAACCAAGACGGACUACAAUGGCCAACCGAGCAUUAAUGGAAAUGUCAUCGGCCAUGACCAUCACCAUCACGAGCCCGGCAUGCCCUUCGAUUUCAAUUACGCCGUGAAGGAGGACGCCUUCGGCAACGAUUACUCACACAACGCCAUUAGCGACGGCGAUAUCGUCCGCGGUGAGUACAGGGUGCAGCUUCCGGACGGCAGGACGCAGGUAGUGCGCUACACCGCGGAUUGGCAGCACGGCUUCAGCGCCCAGGUCUCUUACGACGGGACACCACGCUUCGACGUCCCCCGGCCGGGCGGUAACUUUCGAGGCUAUUAGCUAUUAGCGUCGAGAGCCUAGGGUUGUUCACUUAUCGUCAUCGAGAAUCAAAAGUGCAGCACGCGACGAAUCGUCCCGUAUACCUGAAAUAGCGAUAUUUCACAUGAAAAAAGAAAACGAAGAAAAAGGAAGAAGAAGGGAGAAAUGAAAAAGAGAGAGAAUACGUCGGUAAGGACGACGCAUCAUGAGAAAAAAAAUGAUAUCUCACAACAGAAGAGGACAAACGCUCGUUAUAUCUUUUACGGCGAUAUCGGUAAUAUUGGUGUCACGCGACUUACACAUCAGUACGAUCCAAUCCAUAAAUCGCGACUUCUUCCCUUUCUUCUUGUGCUUACAAGUUUACGAGAUAAUAGAAAAAGGGAUGCAAUUAUGCGCGUUGUAUUUAAUCUACGCUACGUAAUUGUUGACAUUUUUAUUUCGUAUUAUCUCGAAGACAGAUUAGUUCGCGAAUCGUGCGGAAGAUUGGAUCGCACUGAUUUAUAUGUAUUAAACUCCCGCAAUGAAAUCGUGACACUAACGCACUGCUUUGUGAUACAAAUUACGCAGAACGAAAGAAAAGAAUAGACACGAAAUAGAUGUAUUUUCCUUUCCUGUCAGUACCAUCUUGCUUCGCUUUGAAUAUAGAAACCCCUUGUUUUAUCUUCAUUAUGUCGAAUUAAGACUUCUUAAUGAUAUUAGUAUAGAAAAGUAUCGCUUGUCAAUAUUAUACAGAUGAAAUAAUUCACGAUUAUGAGUGAACUAUGUAAUGAACUGUUAUAUUCGAUCACGCACGAUCACGUUUGCGUAAAACUUAAAAAUAGUAUUAAUGUCCUCUUUUUCCUGAAACUGCCAGAUUUACGCGAAUAGUAAUAUCUCUAUAACCAACCCUAGUUUCGACUGAUAAAUAUAAAUGAAUAUAUUAAGAAAAAAAUACUCGAUUAAUGUGUCAAAUGUUCAACUCAAUAAAAUCUGUAUACCAUACCAAAUUUACUUUGUUUAUUUAUUUAUUUCAAUGCUAACAGACAUCUGAUUUAUUCAAUAACAUGUAUUAAAACAACACAUAUUUGUGAA
Dinoponera quadriceps is the source of this 2610-nucleotide messenger RNA. Its product is annotated as cuticle protein 19-like. Gene Ontology annotation, cellular component: extracellular matrix. The coding region runs from base 970 to 1560 and encodes 196 amino acids. Lineage: Eukaryota; Metazoa; Arthropoda; Insecta; Hymenoptera; Formicidae. The record is from RefSeq and is a predicted model, not a curated record. The transcript is spliced from 4 exons.